Molecule: messenger RNA, 6499 nt
Organism: Ctenopharyngodon idella (grass carp)
Lineage: Eukaryota; Metazoa; Chordata; Actinopteri; Cypriniformes; Xenocyprididae
Gene: samd12
Product: sterile alpha motif domain containing 12
Exons: 6
Coding region: 325-873 (182 amino acids)
Biological process (GO): cell surface receptor protein tyrosine kinase signaling pathway
Cellular component (GO): cytoplasmic side of plasma membrane
Molecular function (GO): protein binding
Source: RefSeq, a predicted model, not a curated record
GCCCGUGGGCUUGAAAUCAGUCUAUGCAUGUACUGUAAAGAUUCACGAUCUGCAUCAUUCAGCAUCUGCACGUCCACCCACCGAUUCACAUCUCACCGCGGAACACCAUUGAGAGGAACGGAACACGAUUCGGCAUGUGCAUACUCCGAAUUAACCAUUUUAAUGUUUAGAAGCCGUAUUUUGUGCGACACUUAGGUCAUUGGGAUGCGAUGCGCUCUUCAUUGAGGAGACUGGCGCGAGAGCGUUAUUAAUAAUCAGCUUUCAUAAGGCGCGCGAGCUGUUAGACAGGUGUUUUCGCUUGUUUCGACCACCUGCCCUGGUACCAUGAUGUUAGGGCAAUCCCCACACCUCAUCGGGGGGAUCCUCUGGAUUCAAAACCCAAUGCGAGCUGUCCACUGCAAUCUGACCCAGAAUGGGAUCGACCAUCAGGUGUGCGCAGAGGAAGUGACAUCACACCGGGAGGAAGUGUCUGUUGAUCAUGGACUGGAUGACGACAGUCUGGGGUUUCUGGACCAGAGUCCUGGUUUCCAGCACAGAUCUCCACCCCAGCGCUCCGUCUCCGAAUCGGAGCUCUCCAGGCCGGGAACCGUGAAGCUGUCUAAACCGGUGGCGCUGUGGACCCAGCAGGACGUGUGUAAAUGGCUGAAGAAACACUGUCCCAAUCAACACCAGGUCUACAGUGACUCCUUCAAGCAGCACGACAUCACAGGUCGAGCUCUGAUGAGGCUCACUGACAGGAAGUUGGAGCGAAUGGGCAUCAUGCAGGAGAGUCAGAGACAGUUCAUCCUACAGCAGGUUCUCCAGCUCCGCGUCAGAGAAGAAGUCCGAACCCUGCAGCUGCUCACGCAAGCCUCUCUGGAGAGUUCGCCGUAGCUUGAGCAAUCCUGGAGAUCCUCGGUUCCCGGUCCAUCUUCCGUGAUGUCCACACCACACUCCAGACUUUCAGCCCCUGCGGUCUUCCUUCUUUUAAAGCAGAUCUAUACCUCCCUCUGAUCAAAACUAUCCUGAAAAGGAUCCAACUGAUCUUCGGUAGCUCUUUUUACAGCGUAUCAGCAUAUACAACCUCAAAGAAUCGUCUGGACUAUUGAUGUUCUCUAUUGGACAAUGUGAAAGACUUGCUGCUGAAUUGUGUUGUUUGUUAUAUGUAAUCCUGAAGUGUAGCACUUUAACCUCUCUUCCUGCCAGUGCUCUCUAUCUAUCUAUCCAUCUGUCUAUCUGGCUAUCUAUAAGCUAUCUAGCUAAUUAAUUAGCUAUCUGUAUAACUUUACCUGUCUGUCUAUCUAGCUAGCUAGCUAACUGUCUAGCUAACUAUCUGGCUAUCUAUAUAGGUAGCUAUCUAAUUAAUUAGCUAUCUAUAUAACUUUGUCUGUCUACCUGUCUAUCUAGCUAGCUAGCUAACUACCUGGCUAUCUAUAUAGGUAGCUAUCUAGCUAAUUAAUUAGCUAUCUAUAGGAUAUAGUUUAUCUCUGUCUAGCUAGCUAAUUAUAUAGCUAUCUAUAUAGCUUUAUCUAUCUGUAUAACUAUCGAUCUAUCUAUCUAUUUAGCCUGCUAAAGAUCUAGCUAACUAUCUGGCUAUCUAUAUAGGUAGCUAUCUAGCUAAUUAGUUAGCUAUAUAGUUUAUCUAUCUGUCUAUCUAGCUAGCUAACUAUAUAGCAAUCUAUAUAGGUAGCUAUCUAGCUAAUUAGCUAUUUAUAUAGCAUUAUCUAUCUGUCUAUCUAUCUGUCUAGCUAGCUAGCUAAAGAUCUAGCUAACUAUCUGGCUAUCUAUAUAGAUAGCUAUCUAGCUAAAUAAUGAGCAAUCUAUAUAAGUUAAUCUGUCUGUCUAUAAAGCUAGCUAGUUAGCUUACUAUCUGGCUAUCUAUAUAUGCUAUCUAGCUAAUUAAUUAGCUAUCUAUAUAACUUUUUCUGUCUGUCUAUCUAGCUAGCUAACUAACUAUCCGGCUAUCUAUAUAGGUAGCUAUCUAGCUAAUUAAUUAGCUAUCUGUAGGUUAUAGUUUAUCUGUCUAUCUAGCUAUCUACUUAUAUAGCUAUCUAUAUAGGUAUCUAGCUAAUUAGCAAUCUAUAUAGCUUUAUCUAUUUGUCUAUCUCUUGAUCUCUCUAGCUAUCUAUAUAGGUAGCUGUCUAGCUAAAUAAUUAGCUAUCUAGUUUAUCCGUCUGUCUAUCUAGCUAGCUAGUUAGCUAACUAUCUGGCUAUCUAUAUAGGUAACUAUCUAGCUAAUUAAUUAGCUAUCUAUAUAGUUUAUCUAUCUGACUAUCUAGCUAUCUAUCUAAUGAUCUAGCUAACUAUCUGGCUAUCUACAUAGGUUGUUAUCUAGCUAAUUAGUUAUCUAUAUAGCUUUAUCUAUCUGUCUGUCUGCCUAUCUAUCUAUCUAGCUACCUAUGAUAGUUAAUUAGCUAUCUGUAUAGCUAACAUGUUUAUCUGGAUGGCUAUAUAGCUUGGCUUACUAGCUGUCUAGAUAGAUAAACAAGCUAUCUAUCUCUUCACAUGUAAACAUACUAACGAAAUAGUGUCAUGAGGACUCCACCCUUUGCACGUCUGAAUACUACUUGUCUCUUCCUCUCUCUUGUGUCUGCCGUCUCUUAGUAUAAUGUAAGACGUCUGGUCGACUUGCUUGGUUAGUUGUCUCUUUGUCUUUGUAUGUCCCCGAGCUUGAAUUCCCUCGCCAUCCAUCAAAAGCAAGAGCCCGUUAUUACGUAUGCCGUAGACUGAACUGCACUGUGACUGUGACCAGGUCUCUUAAAAAGACAAGCCCACCCUUCCACCGGGAGCUGCGUUUCACCCCCAAAUCCUUCUUUCAUCGCCGGACCAAAUGCAUUAUACCCUCAUCUCUUGAUCCGGAGCCAAUCUUUGGGUUUGACUCAUGGUGGAAUUCAAUUAGAAGUAAGGAUGAAGCAACUGAGCUCGGAGCUGUGAAACUGCAAGGACUCAGAAAUGGAAGACGAUUCUUUCUUUUUUGGAUAAGAAGGCAGGAGAAAUAGAUGACAUGCCUCUGUGAAGUCUCAUCCUGCCAUUGGGAAAGACAAGGAAAGGAAGAAAAUGUACUUUCAGGCAUGGGACGGCAUUAUUAAAAAGUGUAUAAACGAGACUGAGCAUUAUUUAGCAUAAAAGAGGACUGUCACUAGGAGCCUUGUAACCUCCCAUUCACUGUAUCUUUUUGAAUAGAGAUCCUCACAAAGGCAUCACUGUUAAUACGACAUGGCCAUUCACUGUUACCUUUUUAACUUGGAAGCACAUGGAAGUUCUGAAUCAAAUGAACUGUGUCUUUGUACCCUUUGAUCAUUGUCACCUUUGUAUCAAACCUCCAUUACUUACAAGAGCCUCAGGCGUCAACAAGGCUUCCCACCUCAAAGAGACUUGCCACAAUUGUAGCAUGACUCCGCAAUAUCACACACCUUCCACAAGGGCGCCAACACAAAGAUCCAUGACGGCGCAGACCCGCCAUUGAUUAACCAGAGCGGCUCCAGUUGUUUUGAGGGCUACAGUAAUAGGUUACAUGCUGCCGAUCAUGGCGUGAUGGAAGUUUUGCCUUACAAGACGCUUUAGAUUGCAAUGAGAUCCAAAAAUUGAGUGCAAUCGAUUAGACCUUGUCGAUCAGAUCUCAUAUUGGCUCUUGUCUGGCUCACCGGAUAGAGUCAAUACUGGGAAUCUGGGGAAAAGCAUGUUCCAAUUAAAAACUAGCUACCAUUUCAUGCCUUCGUGGGGCCUUGGUGUUUUUUAUAUCUUCGAGAGGGCUCAACGCCAGGGGCUUUUGAUGACUGAAGGGCUGAGAGGGUGAAAACCGAAAUGAUCAUUGGUUUUAUAGCUGCUAAACUAGUAUAGAUAUCACUAUAUGGGCCGUUCUAUGGAAUUGGUGCAAAUUGCUGUCCCACAACCAAAAAACACUUAAAAAGCAUUUAAGUUUUCAAGUUUUAGAUGUUUACUAAGAUCCUUCUUUUAUCUAUUGAAUCCCACAAUAAUAUUUAAAAUAUCAGUAAUAUAUAUAAAAUCAUAAUUUAUUGGGUACUUUCAAUUGGGAGGUGGCUGUCCCAAACCCUAACCCCUAAAUUUCAACUUGUAAAAAUGAUACUGAAAUAAUUUUUGCAAUUCUUUCCAUUGUUGUUUUUUUAAGUGAAUUUAAGUUUUGAAAUCAUGAAACUUUAUGUAAAAAAAAAAAAAAAAAACGUGUCCCGCAUUUUCUUGUCACUACCGAAACAGUGUAUGUUUUAGUCCAUUGUCUGAGACUGAUUUUAAUCACAUUUCUACAUUUUUGAUCAGGAAAUAUUCCUGUGUCCCUCCCUCUCAUAGCCUCUCUUUCAUAGUAGAUAGGUCCAUCAUUUUGAGUUAAAUGUAAAUGUUAAAUGUAAAAGUCUGAAAAUAUGUGUGUAACUUUAAGGAACGUCACUACCAAACACCUUUUUUCUGCAAUUAAGCAACUUUUUUGGGUGUUAUUCCAUAAUAUUUAGUUUUUAUGUGUGUACAACUGUUCAGAACUGUGCUAGCUAACCAUGUGCUGAGCAAAGCUCAAAAAUAUCGAAAAUUGUCACUACCGAAACAGUCAUUACCGAAACAUCAUUGUUUUGGUGUAGUGACAACACCAUAAUCACAUAAUCAUUUAUUUGGGGGAAAUAAACACAAUUUUAGUACAGUUAUGCAAAUCAUUAGUAUUUUACUAUGUUUUAAUAGUGUUUUAGUAUGCGAGUUAAAAUUCUGUAAUGUUUUGUGGUCGCUACCAACACAUUACUGUCACUACCGAAACAUGGGAUGUUUUGUCAAAAAUAAAGUAUAUUGAAUUAUCAACUAAGAUGUUAUUAUAGUGUUUGGUUCAGUGUAUAUUCAAACUAAUGAAUCCUUCACUUUAAAAUCAGUAUGAUAAACUUUAUGCCUUUUACAAAGAAAUAUUAGAUUCAAAAUACAACAAAUCUCAUAAAUUACACUUGAAAUAGUUGAAAUUGUUAUUGAUUUACCUGUGAAAACUUUUUUUUUUUAAAUAGCAAAAAAUAUAUAUUUACAAGGUAGAUCUAAACAAAAUCUUAAAAGGUCAAUGUAACCCUUCUUAUUAAAUUAUUUAUUAUUGUGUUUCGGUAGUGACAAAUUUGGGGAGAGGAAAAAUAUUCCAAAACUUUCUGAAAAUACAAGAGAAUUAACUGCACAAUUACUAGAAAUGUGGAUAUUAUACAAUUUGCAUACAUACAAAGUUUGUGGAAAAAUUAGUUUUUCAAAACGUUUCCAAGUCUGACUUUGAACCGAUUCUGUAGAAUGGCCCAUAUAGACAAUUUGUGUGAAACAGUUUAGAUGAGCCACACCAAAAUUAAAUGCACAACUCUAAAUCAGCUCUAAAAGACACCGAAAGAGAGUUUGAGUUCUUUUCUUGUGGAUUAGAUUAUUAGUUGUGAGAUGUUCACCCACGAGGGGGUUGUUUUUGAUUUGAACUUUAUGAGACCAUCUCAUGGUACAUUAACCGCAGAGUUCAAGUCAAUUCAAAAUGUUCAGCAAAAACUCAAUAGCAGCAUACUGUCGAUUCAGACUCUUAGUUCGCCUUAGGGCGUUUUUGUUAUUUUCUAAGAAAAGUGCAUAGGAAUUAUUUAAUUUUUUAAAGAUUGAAUUUUAUAGCGUAUACUAGAGCUGUACAAUACACUAAAACUGUGUUUGAUAACCACAUAAAAAAGACUUUAAAAUAUAUAAUGAUCUUUAAUACAUGUCAGAAUCAAAACAACAAUGAUCAGUCAUUCUCAUGAGAGUAAUGCCAAAAAAAAAGGCAAACACCAAGGAUCCUUUUUGAUCUUCAAGACGCUAGACCUUGGAAAAACAAAUUAAUUUUAACUAAUGCACAAAUGUACAAGGAUAAUUAAUGAAUAAACAUUCCCUCCCUGCUCAUUUAUUUCUGAGAUUUGCCUUUAGAUCCACAUAGACUCCAAAAUUUCUUUGAGGAAGAGAAUAUGACUGAUGUUAGAUGUACGCUUCCCUCUAGUUUUAUCUGACAUAAUAUAAAAACAUGUUAGGUUGGCAUUCUUAAAGUUGAACCUUUGUCUGUGGAGCUGAAUUUGGUGGAUUAUUAAUGUCCUCACAUGUACUGAUAUUGUUCACAUCGGUUCUUUUAUCAGCUCUGAACUAGAUUGGAGAGCUGGACUGCAUACAAAUCAAGUGAACGUUAGCCUCAAACUGCACAAAGUACUCAUGGAUAACAUAAGUAUAUAUGAAGUUAUUUAUUUUCUUGCAUACGCUAUAUUAUUGCUAUAUUGAUGCAUUCACUUACACAAACACAACACACCGAUGUAAAUGCAUAAAGCUGUUUGCAUUAAUCUGAAUAAUAUUAUUUACACCCAUAAUACACUACGAAAAAAUUAUUUUUGACACUAUAUGCGAGCAUGUUUUCUAUUGUUCUUGUUCAUUUGUGAUGUUUUGAAUUCGGCAGGCAUGCAGACCAAACUAUCAGACCCCUUUCUUUCCAUAUAGUGUGCAUAAACGUUACUAUUCAUGAACAUGUUAAUAUUCUAAUAAACAUAUUAAUAUAACAAGGCCA